Messenger RNA from Terrapene triunguis (Three-toed box turtle), 1487 nucleotides. RefSeq names its product histone deacetylase 6-like. The transcript is spliced from 9 exons. Gene Ontology annotation, biological process: chromatin organization. Lineage: Eukaryota; Metazoa; Chordata; Testudines; Emydidae. Gene Ontology annotation, cellular component: histone deacetylase complex. Gene Ontology annotation, molecular function: histone deacetylase activity; zinc ion binding. The annotation marks the transcript as partial. The record is from RefSeq and is a predicted model, not a curated record.
GUGCAGAACGCCGUGGCCAUUGUCCGGCCCCCCGGGCAUCACGCCGAGUCCGACAAAGCCUGUGGCUUCUGCUUCUUCAAUUCGGUCGCCCUGGCAGCUCGGUUCGCGCAGCGCCUGGCGGGACGGCCCAUGAGGGUGAUGAUCCUGGACUGGGAUGUUCACCAUGGCAAUGGUACCCAGCACAUGUUUGAGGAAGAUCCGAGCGUGCUGUACGUCUCUCUGCACCGUUACGACCACGGCACCUUCUUCCCCACCUCUGAGGACGCCGACGCCGACCGGGUGGGGGAGGGGCCGGGCCGCGGCUUCACCCUCAACGUGCCCUGGAACGGCCCCCGCAUGGGCGACGCCGAGUACCUGGCCGCCUUCCACCGCCUGGUGCUGCCCGUCGCCUACCAGCUUCGGUGGCUCCCGGUCGCGAUUGAGGGCUUGGAGACGCCAGCCCAGCUCCGGGCAGGGCGGGGAUGUGCCCGGGGACAAGGCCCGGUGGCUCUUGGUGCUGUGCCGAGGGUGGGGCUGGACAGACGGACGCCGCCAAACCCAGCUCUCUUCUCCCCCCUUCAGGGAGGCUACAACUUGGUGUCGAUCUCCGAGUCCAUGACCAUGUGCACCCGGACCCUGCUGGGGGACCCGCUGCCCGAGCUGGGGCGCCUGCGAGCUCCACACCCCAGCGCCCUGCACUCGCUGGCCCGGGCGAGCGCCGAGCACCGCAGAUACUGGGCCUGCCUCCGACUGGACGUGCCGAUCCGGGAGGACUCAAGGCCCCGAUCCGGGCAGCCGGGCCCCAUCCGGGAGGACUCCCCACCAGAGGAUCCCUCCUCCGCUGAUGACAUCCUGAGGCUGGGAGCCCAGCUGAGCCCUGACUCCACCCUGCUGGGCGGGGCUUCCCCUGGAGGGGAGGAGCCUACAGCUGCAGAGGCAUCAGAGGACCCCCCCAGCCUCCUGGACGAAGCAGCCGCCCUGCUCCCCUCCCCCUCCGUCAGCCUGGGGGUGGAGUUCGCAGACACGGGGACGCUCUACGCCGUGACCCCUCUGCCUUGGUGCCCCCACCUGGACUCUCUCCAGCCCCUUCCCCCGGCCGGGCUGGACGUGCUGGCGCCGUGUGAGGAAUGCGGCAGCCAGGGCGAGAACUGGGUCUGCCUGGACUGUUACCGGGUGCUCUGCGGGCGUUACGUCAAGCAGCACAUGCUGGCUCAUGGCUCCGUUUCCGGCCACCCCCUGGUGCUGAGUUACGCCGACCUGUCGGUCUGGUGCUACACCUGUCAAUCAUACGUCCAUCACCCGACCCUGCUGCCAGCCAAGGCCCUGGCUCACCGCAUGAAGUUCGGGGAGGACCCGGCCACUGGGCUCUGAGCCCUGUGCCACAGGAAGGGGGGCGGUGUUCAGAUCCCCCCCCCGCUCCUGCCAUGAUGGACCAACCCACUCUCUUAAAGGGCUACAGCCGUGCCAAACAACUCACCAGCAGCGAGGAAGGACUCUUUCUCCCCCCC